UGUGUGUGUGUGAACUGAACUGAGUGAAAGAUUAUGUCAAAAUCGCCUCAAAAUCCAAUCAGCAAAACUCCUGAACUGAGUGAAAUAUUAUGUUUUUAGUUUUAAUGCAGAAACUUUUUAAUCGGUCUAUAAAUUGAAGUAGAAACAGCAUAUCUUUGUGUAUAUAGUCUUACCAUUAAUGGCUUCCAACACUAACCCCUCGUCGAUCUUCCUCUCUAUUCUCGUCCUAAUUUGUUCGAUUUCUUCGAGUGAAGAAGCAAUCCCCAACAAUAAUGGCAUAACCGUAGAUUUAAUCCAUCGCGAUUCCCCGUUUUCUAUAACCACUCCGAAACACAAUUCGUAAUAUGAACUCAUUUCGUCGCUCUAUCACACGAUCUAUUCACUUGGGACUUUCUACAAACACUGAACAAGUAUCAGCUGCAGAGGCUCCAAUCACCCCAGAUUCCUCCGGCGAGUUUCUGAUGAAAAUCCUCAUCGGAACCCCGGCGGUGGAAUUGGCGGCAGUGGUCGACACCGGCAGCGACCUAACAUGGGCUCAAUGCGCACCCUGCCAGAACUGCUACGACCAGAAACCACCGCUCUACGACUCCACUAAAUCCAAAACUUUCCAAAACGUUUCUUGCGAAUCCGAUCAGUGCAAAUUGAUUGGCCAAGGGUUUUUGGAGUGCGACAAAACGAAUCUCUGCCGGUACUAUGUCAGUUACGGAGAUGGCUCCACUUUCCUCGGAAACAUAGCUGUGGAAACCUUCACUAUCGGAGAAGCUUCCGGAACAUUUCCUGAGGUCGUGUUUGGCUGCGGAAAUUUUAAUUACGGGACUUUCGAGGAAUCCAUGUCCGGAAUUGUCGGACUAGGCGGCGGCUCAUCUUCAAUAUUGAGACAAUUGGGAACAUCAAUUGGAUCAAAAUUCUCGUAUUGCUUGACCUCUUUUGAUUCCAAUGUUUCGAGCAAGAUCAGCUUCGGUAGUAAUGCUGUAGUCAAGGGGGACAAAGUCAUGUCCACUCCAUUAAAGAAGGGAGCCAGCGAUACAUUCUACACAGUCACUUUAAAGGGUAUUAGCGUCGGAAAUACGAAGCCGGUGAAUUUGGAAACAUCAUAAUUGACUCCGGCAUGCC
Molecule: messenger RNA, 1113 nt
Organism: Erythranthe guttata (spotted monkey flower)
Lineage: Eukaryota; Viridiplantae; Streptophyta; Magnoliopsida; Lamiales; Phrymaceae
Source: RefSeq, a predicted model, not a curated record